Molecule: messenger RNA, 729 nt
Organism: Hydra vulgaris (swiftwater hydra)
Lineage: Eukaryota; Metazoa; Cnidaria; Hydrozoa; Anthoathecata; Hydridae
Source: RefSeq, a predicted model, not a curated record
AUAAAAUUGAGUUUUAUCUGAAUUAAAGUUCACCAGCCACUGUGAGCCCCAUGCUGUAGCAGAAGUGAGAUCCUUUUCAAGCUCAGAUACCCCCUCCAGGGGUACAGCAAGUAUAAUAUUCGAUAUAAUAUUCAGCAAAUAUAAUAUUCGUACAGCAAAUAUAAUAUUACAGCAAAUAUAAUAUUCGAUAAAGCUCUAUAUGAAAAUAUUUUGGAAAUGGUUGUUGUUCUUAAUAAAGUUGACACAGUUUUGUAUGAUCAAAAAAUACUAUCUUUAAAAUCAUCCACAACAUCAAUGGUUCGUGGAGGAGUUUUUUUAAACAACUUAGAUUAUUUACAACUUCUAAUAAGACUCAAUUCUAACAAUGAUAAUUUGAUAAUCAAAAGAGAGUCAUCAUUUUCAAUUGUUCGAAUUGGAUUUGAUACCCUUUCAACAACUUGCGUUGAUAAUGGACCUAAUAUUCUUGGAAAUCUGUCUCAUAUAAAUGUGCUACUGAGUCAGGGUGAGAAUUUGAAUUUGGAAAUUUCUGCUACUGGAAGUAAUUUGACUUACCAAUGGCUGAAAAACUUUGAGCCUUUAAAGGGGAUGAUUUCACAGGUUUUAAAAAUGAUAAAUUUAAAAUUUAGUGACAGUGGAUCAUAUACUUGUGAAGUAAUUCAAAAUACAAUAAGAGUGUCCAGCAGUAUUGCAAAAAUAAUUGUUUUGGGUAAGUAUUGUCAAUUUUUAUAA